AUGACUCAUAUCAAUGCUCACAAGCACAAUGGGGGAGGGAAUCCGUCCAGGCCUGCAAGCCUCAAAUUCGAAGCGGGACUCGCGGAUGAUGACGCCCUAGAUGAUCAAUCCAAUUGGAAGUGGGAAACCGACCCAAGCAAUCCCUACAACUGGCCAACCAAGUGGAAAGUUCAGCAGGUGCUGAUGAUUGCGUCAGCCGCGUUCACAACCUCGCUUGGUGUGUCUAUUGUUUCGCCAGCUCAUUCGCAAUUCAUGAAAGAGUUUGGGAUCGGUAGUACGGUCGCAAUUCUUCCUUUGUCGCUUUACGUGUUCGCCCUAGCGCUAGGUCCAGUUGUGGGAGGACCAUUGUCUGAGACAAUUGGAAGAUACCCCGUUUAUAUCGGCUCUGCAUUGCUUGGAAGUUUAUUCACCCUAGGCGUUGGACUCAGUCACACAUUUACAGCGGUCUGUGUCUUGCGGUUUCUCGCUGGUCUUUGCUUCGCACCUCCUUUAGCCAUUGCUGCAGGAACCAUCAACGAAACGUUCAAGCCUGCCUCUCGGGCUAUCCCAUCCACUAUCUUCAUUCUCACUCCUUUCCUCGGUCCUGGUUUUGGCCCUGUCAUUGGGAGCUUCUUGAUCAAUCGCAAGGGCUGGCGCUGGACUCAGUGGACGAUGCUGCUUUUUGCUAUGUGUACCAUUAUCACUACUCUCAUCGCUCGAGAGACAUUUCAUCCAGUGAUCAAGUGCCGUCGCUCCAAAAGUCUCGGCCUGUCCAUUCCCCAAUCAUCACAGUCCUUGAAGCUACGAAAUUUUGUGACUGUCGCUCUUCUUCGUCCAGCUCAGAUGAUCCUCACCGAGCCCAUUGUUGCAUUGAUCUGUCUUUAUGUGGCAUGCGAAUUUGCAACACUCUUCUCAUUCUUCGCUGCCUUUCCGCUCGUCUUUCAGGGUAUUUACGGGUUCGGGAUCGAGGCUUCCGGUCUUGUGUUUCUCGCCAUAGUGGUCGGAUGCAUAAUAGGUGCAUUCACUGUGUUGUUAUGCGACAUAUUCUUUUACCGCCGAACAGCGACAAGCUAUCAGCAACAACAGGUACCGCCUGAGCUUCGCCUCUACCCAUCAUUGAUUGGCAGCAUUGGACUACCCAUCAGCCUGUUCUGGUUUGGCUGGACUUCCCGAGCAGAUAUAUCAUGGGCAAGUCCUGUGGUAGCCAUUGUGCUAUUUGCCUGGGGGAAUAUUUGCGUCUUCGUAAGCACGGCUCAGUAUAUCGUCGACACUUACCAUGGCUUGACGGUGGCAAGCGCGAUGAGUGCAAAUGGCCUGGCUCGGUAUGGACUUGCAGCUGCAUUCCCUCUCUUCUCAGUCCAGAUGUAG
Penicillium brevicompactum is the source of this 1347-nucleotide messenger RNA. RefSeq names its product MFS transporter. Gene Ontology annotation, molecular function: spermidine transmembrane transporter activity; spermine transmembrane transporter activity. NCBI's taxonomy places the organism in Eukaryota, Fungi, Ascomycota, Eurotiomycetes, Eurotiales, Aspergillaceae. Gene Ontology annotation, biological process: transmembrane transport; spermidine transport; spermine transport. The transcript is spliced from 4 exons. Bases 1 to 1347 code for a protein of 448 amino acids. The record is from RefSeq and is a predicted model, not a curated record.